GUGACUUAAAUUUAUACCAUAGACAUAUAUCGUUCGUUUUUCUUGUUUCAGAUUACACAGCAGGCUAUACCAAUCCUAAAACUUCAAGUAAAUUAAAUUGGGACGCAUAGUGGUGAUGCAUCCUUUGCAGGUUUAUCUGCUGCUGGUUUGUGUGGCUUUCCUUUGCGUUCUUCCGCAAAUCGGCCAGUCCAUGGAAACGCAGCACGGUGAGAAGUGGAAGCAUUUGGAUUGCUCAGCGUGCUUAGUGGUGGCGCGGGUGCUGGAAACGCGCAUGAAUAGUUCUCUGGAGUUCGGUCCAACGACCUAUCUCGUUGCCAGCCGCAUGGAGGAGGGCUCGAAAAGCAACAAUCGCCGACUAGAUUUCCGUACAAGCGAGGCGCGCGCAAUCGAGGUGUUGGAGUAUUUUUGUGACGCAGGUUUUUACCACGAUUACCCUCUGCGCUUGAAUUCCAAAACGAAAGUUCGCGGUUACCACCUCCGCACCCAUGGCGAUAUGCGCAACGCAAACUACACGGAGCUGAAUGAGGAUCACUUCUUUCCCCCCGAUCUCGAUCGCGCGGAGCUGGAUAAAAUGCACUCCGAGGGUAAGCUGCCCUUAGCGCGCCUCUACACCGCAGGCGAGAUUCGCGAACUGAGCGUGCUCACGACGAGCGCGCCGGAGCAGUUCUGCGUGCGGUUAAUGGCCGAGCACGAGGAGUUGCUCGAGGAGAUUAUCAAGUAUGCUAAUAGCUUGAGUGAACUCGAAGCGCAUCUCUGCGGAUUUCGGUGGCAGGAGAUGGCCGAUUCAGCUGCAGAGAGCUCCUCUUCUGACUCGAAAGACCUUUUCAAGGUAUUAGGCAGGCCGUUAACGAGGGUGUGUGAGGAUGCCGCUGCCUUGCAAGCCUCCGCGACGUUGGAUCAGCAACGUUGGGAGGCGUGGGAGAACCGCAGCCAGGGCCGCGAUAGCAUGGCGAAAGUUGCCAAGGAGGUGGAGCUAAACCGAGCUCCCAGGCAUGCGAUGCCGAAUAAUUCACAUAAUGUACAUAGUGAGAAAUCUAACAAUAACAAUUCCGUAAAAGUCUCGAAGGCGGAGAACGAGAUAUCUGAUGUAAAUAGUGAUACUAAAGAUCUUUAAGGAGCAUGGAAAUUAGGUUCUAAUUGUGAUUAUUUUUCGUCUCAUUGUCGGUUUAGCGAUCUAAUUUAGGAUU
Molecule: messenger RNA, 1187 nt
Organism: Phytomonas sp. EM1
Lineage: Eukaryota; Euglenozoa; Kinetoplastea; Trypanosomatida; Trypanosomatidae
Source: the annotation of a GenBank genome assembly